AUGGAAGCGGAAAUGGAAUUGCCUAAAUGGUAUAGUUAUUAUCAACCUGUUCAUCCAGUUACUGCGGAUUGUACUCUUGAAUGGCCCGAUGAGAAGAAUUGCAAUGAGUUUCCGAUAAUCUGUCCAAUUCACGGUGCCCUAAGCCGCUGGUGUUUAAAAUGUCCGCUCUGUACGUGCCUAAGUCCAGAAGUCAAAUCCAAACAGACCGUGGUGCAAGAAAAAAGUAAAACCAAUCAAAAGUCCAUUAAAUCUAUAGAUGACGCAUUGCGUUGUUUAUGGGGCGGUGAGAAUGUCCCCUGCCUAAUUCAACAAUUGAAUAGUGGUUCAGCUGCCGAUUCAGUGGCAAACAGACGGGUAAUGUUUAAUGGAUCUCAUUUAAGCGUAACACCGAGAGGACCGGUCAUCGUUAACAGUCACUCUUUGAAAGCACUGGAUGAGAAAACAAAAAGAAAACCUGUAUUGGAUAUCUCCAAAUUAAAGCUCGGUUUGGUAUACGCCUACGUACGUGAUCUCGACCUGUUCAGCGAGUGGUGCUCGGCGUUUAAAAGUGAAAUCAGGAAAUUCCCUCCAAAAGAUGUCAAUUUUCAACAACAGUAUAAGGAGAUCACUGUAUAUCGCAAGUAUCAUCGUACUGGUUUGCUUGUGAACAUUUUUCCUGGUGUCAAAUGUUUUGUGACGAAUAUUGACUAUGAACAUUUUGAAAUUCGACCGGAUUUACACUACGGUGAUCAGAUCAUGGAAUUCUGCCACUGUAUUUUGCAGUCUGAAAAUGCCUACCUGAGUCGCAAUCCUCAAGAACACGAUGUGUUCGGUCUGAGGGUACGGGCUUGUCCCUUCUUGCAAUGGCUCACGAUCGCUGUCGGACCCUGUCCAAUUGUCACAGAUUCAACACAUUACCGUGGCAAGCGUAGUGGACAACGAAGUCACCGAGAUUUGGGCUUCUCUUUGCACCACGGUUGUGUAACUGCGGUCGCAGUGAAUUCACCGGCUGCAGAAGCUGGGCUCAAACCAGAUCAUCAUAUUGUGGAAGUCGAUGGACAAUUUGUGGCAUUUCAUAAAGAUGCUGAAACAAUUUGUCUGAUCAGACACGCCAUAAGUGACAGUUGCUCUCGUUCUGUCGUCAUUGCUGUCAUCCCCGAGAGGAUACAUCAAAAACUACGAACAGUUAACAAUCUACACUACGUGUCCACAAAUCGUGGCUUUAACCUUGAUGCAUGGGUGAAAGCAGAGGCGUUCGGAUUUUGGACCGGUUGUGAUCGAAAUGAACAUCAUAGAGAUGGAGCAGCAUACUACGACAAGAAUACUACAAAUAUCGAUCUGCAAAUCUAG
Molecule: messenger RNA, 1329 nt
Organism: Echinostoma caproni
Lineage: Eukaryota; Metazoa; Platyhelminthes; Trematoda; Plagiorchiida; Echinostomatidae
Source: the annotation of a GenBank genome assembly